Molecule: messenger RNA, 2230 nt
Organism: Bombus pascuorum
Lineage: Eukaryota; Metazoa; Arthropoda; Insecta; Hymenoptera; Apidae
Exons: 2
Coding region: 457-1311 (284 amino acids)
Source: RefSeq, a predicted model, not a curated record
AAUUAUGAAAGAGUGGCGUAGAGCGCUUGUCGUGGUAGGGCCGCUUGUACAAGCACGAACAAACCUCUGAUUGUUGGAGGGAGAAAGAUCUGGUCGGCAACAAGGUGGUUUGUGCAAACGCGUAGGUACGCGUUUCCAAAGGCAGGCAUACGAUCGACAUCUGACUACCAUCUGACGAUCGUCCGUUUGAAAAGCGGCCUGUGGACUCGUGUGGACUGGUGGCCCCUCAGUCGAACGUCGAGCGCGGUCAUCCACGCUACGUUUAUCUUACUUGUGCUCGCGUUCGUCGUUCGAUCGUAAGUGAACCGCGUGGCGAGAAGAUCGCGUUACGUUCUUCCAAAGACCGUACACCUAUAUAAAAACACGCAAUUUCGUAAGUGCAUGAAUUGAUCGAAAAGCCGAAGAUCGAUUUCUGAUCGACUUCCUUGGGAAUCGUAUCCGCGCGAACCAAGCAACAUGUCGGAUUUGGUCGGAUACUCGCAUGAUUUCCUGGCGGAAUUCAUUCACCUGUACCGUAGUUUCCGCUGCUUGUGGCAGGUCAGGUAUAGGGGAUACAAGGACAGGAUACUUCGAAAUCGUGCUUAUGACGCUCUCGUGGAAAAAUUGAGGGAGGUUAAUCCGAUCGCGGACAAAGAUACUGUCAUACGAAAAAUCAACACGCUUAGAACCGCGUUCAGAAGGGAAUACAAAAAGGUGCGAAAUUCGCAAAAGAUGGUCCAGAAUCCUCGACUACGAUACAGAUCUUCGUUAUGGUACUAUGAUAUUUUAAAGUUUGUAGCGGAACAAAACGAAACGAGUCCACUGGACGAAGAGAGAGACUUUAAGAAUGCUUUGGUUAACCCAACGGAUCUCUCUCAAGAGGAGAUGAUGUCUGUGCAAACGGACGUAGACAAGAUCGAGCCACCGUCACCUGUACCGUCCCCGGCAGCUAGCUCUGCUCCGGCGUUUCAACCGAUCAUCCUUGAAACCGAGGGCUCGUACGCCAGAAGAAUUUCCACCUCCGCAUCGGCCGAUCCUCUCAGAAGGAAAUCUCAUCAACAACCGGAAAGCUUUCAAGAUCGUCAGCCGAAGGACUCGACGUGUGAAAUCUCUCCGAGACAGUUUGUCAGCUCUGUAACGGACGACCAUUUCGAGACGUUUGGUCGUUAUGUGGCUGGCAAAUUGAGGAAAUCGAUGCCUCGUCAAAGUAUUAUCGCCGAGAAAGUAAUCGCGGAGGUCCUCUUGAGAGCUAAUCUCGGCACCUUGGAAGAAGCUACUUGUCUCACGGAAAAAGUAUCUUCUCGUUGCUUCUUAGUAAUGGGCGAUCGUUGAAUAUCACCGAUCGAUCACCGGCGUCCGUUUCUCCCUCGUUUGUUCUCCUCCAACACUCACGUAUGUUUUACGUUCGUUUACGCUAUUCAUUCCCUGUCUCUCCGUUAAGCUGCAUACCCGGUCGCAUCUUUGAUCCAAACUAACGCGCGUGUUUGUAUCCAAUGGUCAGGGAAGAACAGCGGACCAUCGGCUGCCGGUCGAACGAAACACAACCUCGACAAAUUUGCUCGCGAGAAUGGCAGACAGGUCGCAUUGCAGACAAGUCAAUUCUGGCAGCCAGCCAAUGAAACAAGACCUUUUGUUUUCCUACACGUGAAAAACCAGUGCACCACGAUACAUACGUAUUUUUCAUACGAAUAAACCAGUUUCUUUGUAACAGCAGAUGAUAACGAUUUCUAUUUUUAUUCUUUCUUCUGUUUUCUACUCGAGAUCAGUCCACCGUUCCAUAAUUAUUCGUUUUAUAGCAACAUUUAUAUCCUAAUUACGACUAGUCUCUUGAUACACCUUUUCCAGGAAUUUGCCAUUUCGUUUUCGCUUUCCCACAGCGAGUCCAUCCCGAUGAAUUCCUCCAUCGCCCAACUCCGAUCCAAGUAGCUUUAAACCUUUCCGAUAAAAGUUUCGUGUAAUCGGUCAGUCAGUUGUAUUACAUCCGAACCAGGUAUCGUCGAAGUUCUCUUGCCGAUACGAUGGUUUAAGCUUAAACGAGAUACUAGAUCUUAGAUCUUAGAUCGUAGAUUACGUAGCCACGUUGCAUUAAAUCGGUCGCAUAGGAAAAUGACAUUAUCGAGACGUUAUAAUUAUCAGUCGAAACACAAUUACCCUUUGUGAUUCAAGAUUAGCUUAUUUAAUAACAAUAAAUUGUUUGAGAAAUUUUUUAUGUAUCAUGUUCUGUGUAUUGAAAUAAAAAGUUAACGGUUGA